Molecule: messenger RNA, 1257 nt
Organism: Drosophila busckii
Lineage: Eukaryota; Metazoa; Arthropoda; Insecta; Diptera; Drosophilidae
Gene: Or24a
Product: odorant receptor 24a
Exons: 5
Coding region: 1-1197 (398 amino acids)
Biological process (GO): sensory perception of smell; detection of chemical stimulus involved in sensory perception of smell
Cellular component (GO): plasma membrane
Molecular function (GO): olfactory receptor activity; odorant binding
Source: RefSeq, a predicted model, not a curated record
AUGUGGCCGCGCUUCCUAGAGAGCUCCUAUCCUUUGGAUAAAAACUAUUUCCUGCUGCCUAAAUUUGGACUUAGCUUGAUAGGCUUUUAUCCGGAGCAGGAGCGCAGCUUUAAAGUCAGAGCCUGGAGCUUUGUUAACUUCUUUAUAUUGACCUAUGGCUGCUAUGCCGAAGCGCGUUAUGGCAUACACUUUAUACCAAUAAAUAUAUUUACAGCACUGGAUGCAUUGUGUCCAGUGGCUUCGAGCAUACUCUCGCUGCUGAAAAUGGUGUGCAUUUGGUAUUAUCGCGAGGAGUUUGAUUGGCUGAUCAAACGCGUGCGAGUGCUUAACGAGCAGCAGUGCUCGGCCAACAAGCAGCAAUACAAACGGCUUUGCUUUACUUGGGCUACGCGCUUGACUUGGCUGCUGCUUUGGUUUGGCACUUGGACGAGCACGGCGUACACUAUACGGCAUAUGUGGGACUCGCUGCUGCGCAUCUCCAAUGGCCAGAACUGGAUCUACGAGACGCCAUUUAAAAUGAUGUUUCCAGCGCCGCUGCUGCGUCUGCCCAUUUAUCCUUUCAUCUAUGCGCUGGUGCAUUGGCAUGGCUACAUCACAGUCUCUUGUUAUGUCGGUGGUGAUGGGCUGUUUCUAGGCUUCUGUCUAUAUCUGUCGGUGCUGCUGCGCGGCAUACGCGUCGAUGUUGUUGAGCUGCUAAGCUCGCAGCCUGUUGAGCAACAAGCCACACCGGAGGAAGAGGCGCGCGUUGUGCGCGAGCUGGAGCGCUUAAUAGAUCGUCACAAUGAAGUAGCCGAGUUAACAGAGCGUUUGUCUGGUGUCAUGGUCGAAAUUACCUUGGGCCACUUUAUUACCUCCAGCUUGAUUAUUGGCACUAGCAUUGUGGACAUGCUCAUGUUCUCUGGCGUUGGCAUCAUCGUCUAUGUCGUCUAUACGCUCGCUGUGCUUGUGGAAAUCUUUAUGUACUGCAUUGGCGGCACUUUUAUUACUGAAGCGUGCAUGGACCUGGCUGUGCACGCCGCCAACAGCCCUUGGUAUGCUCAUAGUGUGCGCAUACAGAAGAUGACGCUGCUGCUUGUAGCUCGUGCCCAGAGUGUGCUUGUCAUCAAGAUACCAUUCUUCUCGCCCUCAUUGCCUACACUUACUUCGAUUCUACGCUUUACGGGCUCGUUGAUAGCGCUGGCCAAGUCGGUAAUAUGAACUUCUGCAAAUGGAAAGCUCUUAAGUAAUAGUCUUAGAAAAUCGUUAAAGUCCUUAGAA